Molecule: messenger RNA, 5783 nt
Organism: Pteronotus mesoamericanus
Lineage: Eukaryota; Metazoa; Chordata; Mammalia; Chiroptera; Mormoopidae
Gene: ELP1
Product: elongator acetyltransferase complex subunit 1
Exons: 37
Coding region: 267-4268 (1333 amino acids)
Biological process (GO): tRNA wobble base 5-methoxycarbonylmethyl-2-thiouridinylation
Cellular component (GO): elongator holoenzyme complex; cytosol
Molecular function (GO): protein binding; tRNA binding
Source: RefSeq, a predicted model, not a curated record
GCUAGGUUGGGCGUGUGUCUGGUCUGCUUCGCUCAGGCAUCACUGUUCUACCCGCUGUUCCUCCGCCCGGGUUCAUCCGCUGUCUCCGGGGAUCGGGUGGCCCGGAGACCUAGUACUGGCCAGGAGAGCUCGGGAACCGCGGUCGGAGAGAGGCGUGCACGCAAGCCCGGGCGGGCUCUGGGAAGCCGGCUGCGUGUGGCCCAGGAGGCAAGGGUGGACUCACCGCUGUUUGGGAGUCAGCGCGCCGUGUCAGGAGCUGCUCCAUCAUGAGAAACCUGAAGUUACUUCGGACCCUGGAGUUCAGGGAUAUUCAGGCUCCGGGGAAACCUCAGUGCUUCUCCUUCCAAACGGAGCAGGGCACAGUGCUCAUUGGCUCAGAGCGUGGACUGAUAGAAGUGGACCCUGCCACGAGAGAGGUGAGAAAUGAAGUUGCGUUAGUGGCAGAAGGCUUUCUCCCGGAGGAUGGAAGUGGCUGCAUUGUUGGUAUUCAGGACUUGCUGGAUCAGGAGUCUGUGUGUGUGGCCACAGCCUCUGGAGACGUCAUCCUUUGCAAUCUCAACACACACCAGCUGGAAUGUGUUGGGAGUGUAGCCAGUGGUAUCUCGGUCAUGAGUUGGAGUCCUGACCAAGAGCUGGUGCUCCUUGCUACAGGUCAGCAGACCCUGAUUAUGAUGACAAAAGACUUUGAACCAAUCAUGGAACAGCAAAUCCACCAGGAUGAUUUUGGUGAAAGCAAGUUUAUUACUGCUGGAUGGGGCAGGAAGGAGACCCAGUUCCACGGAUCAGAAGGCAGGCAGGCGGCCUUUCAGAUGCAAAUGUUUGAGACUGCUUUGCCGUGGGAUGACCAUCGACCACAAGUUACCUGGCGUGGUGAUGGACAGUUUUUUGCUGUGAGUGUUGUUUGCCCAGAGACAGGGGCCCGGAAGGUCAGAGUGUGGAACCGGGAGUUUGCUUUGCAGUCAACCAGUGAGCCUGUGGCGGGACUGGGCCCAGCUCUGGCUUGGAAGCCUUCAGGCAGUUUGAUUGCAUCCACACAGGAUAAACCCAACCAGCAGGAUGUUGUGUUUUUUGAGAGAAAUGGACUUCUCCACGGACAUUUCACACUUCCUUUCCUCAAGGAUGAGGUUAAGGUAAAUGAGCUGCUCUGGAAUGCAGAUUCCACUGUGCUUGCAGUUUGGUUGGAAGAACUUCCAAGGGAAGAAAAUUCUGCUCUAAAAGCCUAUGUUCAGCUCUGGACUGUUGGAAACUAUCACUGGUAUCUCAAGCAAAGUCUGCCCUUCAGCGCCUGUGGGAAGAGCAAGAUUGUGUCUCUGAUGUGGGACCCGGUGACCCCAUACCGGCUGCACAUUCUCUGUCAGGGCUGGCACUACCUCUGCUAUGACUGGCACUGGACAACUGACCGGAGCGCAGGAGAUAGUUCCAGCGACAUGGCAAAUGUGGCCGUCAUCGAUGGAAACAGGGUGUUGCUGACAGUCUUCCGGCAGAGCGUAGUUCCACCUCCCAUGUGCACCUACCGCCUGCUGCUCCCAGAGCCUGCAAAUCAAGUCACCUUCUCCGCGCACCCUCGAAAGAGUAAUGACCUCGCUGUCCUCGAUGCCAGUAACCAGGUUUCUGUUUAUAAGUAUGGUGAUAGUCCAAGUGCAGAUCCCACUGUGAAACUAGGAGCUGUGGGUGGAAAUGGAUUUAAAGUUUCCCUUAGGACGCCUCAUCUGGAAAAGAGAUACAAAAUUCAGUUUGAGAAUAGUGAAGAUCAAGAAGUAAAUCCACUGAAGCUCAGCUUUCUCACCUGGAUCCAAGAAGAAGGCUUCCUGGCCAUAAGCCACAGCCCGGCCGGCCCACAGUCUGUUGUUUACUACCUGACUGUGGCUUCUUCCGAGACGGACGACGAGCAAGGGCAGCUUGCUGUGAGUUCAUCUGUGACAGUGGAUGGGGUCAUAAUCAGCCUGUGUUGCAAUUCCAAGACCAAGUCAGUGGCGUUACAGCUGGCUGGCGGCCAGAUACUUAAGUACCUUUGGGAGUGCCCCUCUGUGGCUGUUGAACCCUGGAAGAACCCAGGCGGAUUUCCCGUUCGGUUUCCUUAUCCAUGCACACAGACUGAAUUGGCUGUGAUUGGAGGGGAGGAAUGUGUCCUUGGUCUGACUGACAGGUGUCGUUUUUUCAUCAAUGACAAUGAGGUUGCUUCAAAUGUCACAUCAUUUGCAGUAUAUGAUGAGUUUUUAUUGCUGACAACUCAUUCUCAUACCUGCCAGUGUUUUUGCCUGAGAGAUGCCUCAUUUAAAACAUUACAGGCAAGUCUGAGCAGCAGUAACGUGUCUAACGGGGAAACUCUGCGGAAGGUGGAGAGGGGAUCGCGCCUUGUAACUGCUGUGCCCCAGGACACAAAGCUGGUAUUACAGAUGCCAAGAGGAAACUUAGAAGUUGUUCAUCACCGAGCCCUGGUUCUGGCUCAGAUUCGGAAGUGGUUGGACAAGCUUAUGUUUAAAGAAGCUUUUGAAUGCAUGAGAAAACUGAGAAUUAAUCUCAACCUGAUUCAUGAUCAUAACCCGAAGGUGUUUCUUGAAAAUGUGGAGGCCUUCAUAAAACAGAUAGAUUCUGUAAAUCAUAUUAAUUUGUUUUUCACAGAAUUGAAGGAAGAAGAUGUGACGAAGACCAUGUACCCUCCGCCAGUUCCCGGCACUACCCCCGUGUCCGGGGGUCCUGAGGGGAGGAAAGUAGACCUCAUCUGCGAUGCUAUGAGAGCAGCCAUGGAGAGCAUAAAUCCUCACAAGUACUGCCUGUCAAUACUCACCUCUCAUGUGAAGAAAUCAACCCCAGAACUGGAAAUUGUGCUGCAGAAGGUCCACGAGCUUCAAGGAAAUGCUCCCCCUGUUCCUGAUGCUGUGAGUGCUGAAGAGGCCCUGAAGUAUUUGCUGCUGCUGGUAGACGUGAAUGAAUUAUAUAAUCAUUCUCUGGGGACUUAUGACUUUGAUUUGGUCCUCAUGGUAGCUGAGAAGUCACAGAAGGAUCCCAAAGAAUAUCUUCCAUUUCUUAAUACACUUAAGAAGAUGGAAACUAAUUAUCAGCGGUUCACCAUAGACAAAUACUUGAAACGGUAUGAAAAAGCCAUCGGCCACCUCAGCAAAUGUGGACCCGAGUACUUCCCAGAAUGCUUAAACUUAAUCAAAGAUAAAAACUUGUAUAACGAAGCUCUGAAGCUGUACCCACGGAACUCGCAGCAGUACAAGGACAUCAGCAUUGCCUACGGGGAACACUUGAUGCAGGAGCACCUCUACGAGCCAGGGGGGCUUGUGUUUGCCCGCUGUGGUGCCCACGAGAAAGCUCUCGAUGCCUUUCUGGCUGCUGGCAGCUGGCAGCAAGCACUCUGCAUGGCAGCCCAGCUUCGCUUGGGCCAAGACCAGCUGGCCAGCCUCAGCAGAGUUCUGGCAGGAAGGCUGGUUGAGCAGAGGAAACACAGUGAGGCAGCCACAGUAUUGGAACAGUACGCGCAGGAUCAUGAAGAAGCUGUGCUCUUGCUGUUAGAUGGAGCGGCCUGGGAAGAAGCUCUGAGACUGGUAUACAAAUACAACAGGCUGGAUAUUAUAGAAACCAACAUAAAGCCUUCCAUUUUAGAAGCCCAGAAAAAUUACAUGGCACUUCUGGACUCUCAGACAACCACAUUCAGUCGUCAUAAAAAACGUUUAUUGGUAGUUCGGGAGCUGAAGGAGCAAGCACAGCAGCGUGUGCAUCUGGAUGAUGAGGCGGCCCGUGGUCAAGAGGCUGACCUCUUCUCUGAAGCCAGCAGUGUCGUGAGUGGCAGUGACAUGAGUGGCAGAUACUCCCACAGCAACUCCAGGAUAUCGGCGCGAUCAUCUAAGAAUCGCCGCAAAGCAGAGCGCAAGAAGCACAGCCUCAAAGAAGGGAGCCCCCUGGAGGAGCUGGCGCUUUUGGAGGCUUUGAGUGAAGUGGUUCAGGGCAUGGAAAAAUUGAAAGAUGAAAUACGCUGUAUUUUAAAGGUGCUCUUCCUCUUUGAGUUUGAUGAGCAAGGGAGGGAACUACAGAAGGCCUUCGGAGAUACUCUGCAGCUAAUGGAAAGGUCCCUUCCAGAAAUCUGGACUCUCGGCCACCAGCAGAACACAGCUACACCUGUUCUAGGUCCCAAUUCUACUGCAAAUAGUAUCAUGGCCUCUUACCAACAACAGAAGACGUCAGUUCCUGUUCUAGAUGCUGAGCUUUUUAUACCACCGAAGAUCAACAAAGGGACCCAGUGGAAACUGAGCCUUUUAGAGUGAGGGAUCCUAAUCAGGAGGACUCUGCCGGAGAAGACCAUCUUUCCAUUCCUCACUCCUUGGGGCCUGGCUGCUGAGAACUGAGAACUGGGAGGAGUAAGACGAUGACCUACCUACCUACCUGCUCUGUCCAGCAGACCUCUGCAGACACCAAGCAAUUCUAUUCUACUCUCUUUUGUUUUGCAUAGAGUUUUAAUGAGCAGAACUUUAAUCUUUAACCAAUAUAGCAUCAUUGUGUAAGAAUUACUCUUAUUUAGUUCUAUGGAAGAGCAUAUUUCUGAUAUUUAUGGUGAUCAGGAGAUGUGGUUUUAUUCCCAGUUACAGGUCAGAUUCAUAUUGGAACCUUAGAUAAGUCACGUAAUUAAUCUGUGCCUCAGUUACUUGGGAGUAAUGAUUCAUGGCUUCUACCUCAAACAUGUGAAGAAAAGUAAAAUAAUGUUUUAUAAUUGCUUUACAUUCCCAGAGGAGAGCAUUACAUAUCAACAACAUGGCUGUUAGUGCAGCUAAUAUUUAGCGCAUUUAAUCACUCACGUGACUUUUUCACUUUGAACUAAAGCAGAAUAAAAAGCUAAGUACAUCCUUUGCAAUCUCAAGGUUUUCUACGUUAGCUGUUAUUUUAUAAUGUCUUACCUGGGCGUGCGCUUCCAGUUAUAACUGGGUUGAGCCUUCUCUUACUACAACGUCCACAGGGACUUCUUUUCCCUGCCUGUGAGUUUCCUGCUGGAGAGUCAGCAGAGCAGAUUAGAAUGUCUGAGGCAGCGUCAUGCACAUUUGUUACGGCGAGCUGUGUCCGUCUCACAGCAUGCGCAGUUGUAAGUCGCUCCUUUUUCUCCAAUUAUUGCUUCUUUUAAUGUGAUAUUUUUGUCAGUGUCUAGAGACCAUUUCAUUUAUUUUUCUAUAUGGUACUUAGCUGACCUCUGUCUUUUAGUUAUUUCCUUUGAAAGAAAUGAGAGUGUUUUCUCAUUCUGGUCUGUCUAGAACAAGCUCUUUCCAUUUUGACAGUAGUUUUGUGGCCGAUUCUUAGGUAAGGGUGAAAAUUUCUUCCAUGCCUUUAAUACCAGAACCAGACCUUCAUUACUAUAUAUAAACUAAUAGGAAAUGCUGCUUUUGAUUCUCAGAGUAUAGCUAUAUCUGGAAUGGUAAUGAAGACUUUUCUUCAUGUAGCAAAAUGUUAGCUGUAGAAUCUAGGUGUGUUCACUGUAUAAUUCAACUUUUAUGUGUCUGAAGAUUUUCAUAAAAUAAUAGAAAAAAAGAAGAUAGAUAUAUUCUGCUUUGGAAAAAUUGACUUUUUGACUCAUCCCCAUAUGGAUUUGCCGCAAUGAAGUGCCCAACACUGAAAGACUGGAAGUGCUUUUGACCCCCUUGGGCAUGGGUAAAUGAACAUGGUGACUGAUAUUGCAUCCGGUAAGUUGUAGUGAAGGGACCUGAAGAAUAGGAAAUACAAGGAAAUGUGUCUGUUGAUCAUAGUGUGACUUCAUGGAUGAUCAGUUUCCUUAAAAUAACAUGUAGAAGCAACAA